Messenger RNA from Polyodon spathula (Mississippi paddlefish), 6588 nucleotides. RefSeq names its product platelet-derived growth factor receptor alpha-like. NCBI's taxonomy places the organism in Eukaryota, Metazoa, Chordata, Actinopteri, Acipenseriformes, Polyodontidae. The record is from RefSeq and is a predicted model, not a curated record. Gene Ontology annotation, molecular function: platelet-derived growth factor alpha-receptor activity; ATP binding; platelet-derived growth factor binding. Gene Ontology annotation, biological process: positive regulation of kinase activity; embryonic cranial skeleton morphogenesis; protein phosphorylation. The transcript is spliced from 29 exons. The coding region runs from base 291 to 4742 and encodes 1483 amino acids. Gene Ontology annotation, cellular component: signaling receptor complex.
GGAAGGAUGGACUGUUACAUUGAAUCAAUUACAAGUCGCGCUGGUUGAAACCCCAUUACCAAGCCUAGCAGUGGAAGUGGAAACAACGGGACAUAUGCUUCUCCUUACCCCAUAGAAUGUUCUUGCUUUGCGGAUUAUCAUUGUAAGAAGACUAGAAACAUACAUCGAGUAAAAAACAAAAACGAAUGAAGCAUCUAGAUCAAUUUUAACUAAUUCAAACUUUUCUCUUAAAAAGGAAAAAUUAAGAAGAAACAGGGAUUCUAAAGGUUCUGCAGCAAGAUCACGCCAGCAUGGCUGUCUUCUUGAAGACAUUCCUGAUUCUGGGAUGUCUCUUGAUUGAGAUCUCUACAGGUCCCCAGGCAGUUGACUGUGAACAGCUGAUGCCUGUCAUUUACCCUGAUAAAGAUGAACUCAUUGUGCAGCCCCACUCUUCAAUCAAUCUGAGCUGCUCUGGAGAAAGCGAGCUGAGCUGGGACGCCCCUGUCUCACUGAAAGAUGUCACUCUGGUAGAAGAACUUGUGAACACUGGACACUUCAUCACAUCUCUGCAUGUACAGAAUGCCUCUGCUUCACAUACUGGAUUCUACACCUGCACGUAUGCACCAUUAGAUAAUAACAGCGAGGAGGUGGAUGGGAGCUCAGUGUACAUUUUUGUUCCAGAUCCAGCAGUGGCUUUCCUUGUCCAAGAAGAUCCACUCAGUAAACAUGUUCUUCCAAGUCCCUUUGGUAUGGAAAUUCCGUGCCGUGUAUCUGAUCCGCGGACACAUGUAACCCUCGCCAAUGCAGAUACAGGCAUUGAGGUGGACAGCCAGUAUGACAACAAAAGAGGCUUCAUCGGGAUCUUCCCUCCUGGAACCUACAUUUGUAAAACCACUGUCAAUGGAGUGAAAACUCAAAGUGAAGAAUAUAUAGUCCACGACGAAAAAGUCCUUUCAGAGCUUUCCAAACUCCAUGUUGAACUAGAGGUACAUCAGGCAGUGCUGAAGGAAGGAGAGCAUAUCUCUUUAACUUGCAUAGUCAGUGGGGACCACAUGUUCCAGCAGGACUGGCAGUACCCUGGGAAACAGGCUGGCAGAGGAGUGCAGGAUGUGAAGAAUAUGCAAGAUGGUGAGGUGCGGUACACGCUGAGUAUUCCUCGAGCCUCUGUGAAAGACACUGGGGAUUACAAAUGUUCUGUAACACAAAUGCAGGACGAGACAAUAGUGAGAACGAAGAACAUUACUGUUUAUGAGAAAGGAUUUAUAACUUUGGUUCCCACGUUUGGCCAAAUAGAAUAUGCAAACUUAUAUGAUGACAAGGAACUCACUGUGAACAUUGACGCUUACCCAGCACCAAAGGUGACUUGGUUUAGGGACAAUGUUGCGGUCAAUGGAGACUAUGCAGUGACAACCCAUAUAAGUGGAAUCAGGUAUCAAAGUACUCUGAGACUGAUUCAUGCAAAAGAGGAGGCCAUUGGAAACUAUACUAUUAAGGUUGAGAAUGAAAAUAAGCAAACUAGUUUUACCUUUUCUUUACGGGUGAAAGGCCCUCAUUUACCUCUGCGCCAGCAAGCUUUGCCAGUAAUCUCUCCCCAUAAAGAGGAACUCAUUGUGCAGCCUCUAUCCUCAUUCAAACUGAGUUGCUCUGGAGAGAGCGAGGUAGCCUGGGAUACCCCUGUCGAAGAGAGUCAGGCCAUUCUUGAGGAGGAAGAAGACAACAGUGGACUCUUUGUGACGUCUCUUACCGUACAGAAUGCAUCAGCUUCCAAUACAGGAUACUACUCCUGUUAUUACUCAGCAGUGAAUAACACAGAGGACACUAACCAGGACAAGAGUUCCAUUUACAUUUAUGUUCCAGAUCCAGCAUCUCCUUUUAUUCCCCCUCUAAAACAAUUUAGUCAACACGUUCCUGCAACCUAUGAGGACAUGGAAAUCCCUUGCCGUGUAACUGACCCAUAUUUAAAUGUUACCCUGACCAAUGCAGACACAGGUUUGACAAUGUCCAGCCUGUACGACAGCAAAAGGGGCUUCAUUGGGGUCUUUCCUGAAGGGACCUAUGUAUGUGAAACCAUCAUUAAUGGCGUGGAAGUCAUGAGUGAAGAAUAUAUAGUGCAUGGCUGGAGAGAAACCUCUGAACUUCACGUUAAGUUGGAGGCUCCAAAAACAGUUGUUAUCGAAGGGGAACCUAUCAUCAUUACCUGUGUAGCCAGAGGGAGUGAGAUGCUUGAGGACCACUGGAAGUACCCUGGGAAACUGGCUAACAGAGGACUGAAGACUGUAAAGGAAAACAAGAAGGAUGUUGAAAUACGGUACACUCUGAGUAUCCCACAGGCCUCUGUGAAGGACAGUGGGCUCUAUGAGUGCUCCAUUACCCAUGUGAUGAGUGAUGAGAUACAAGUCAAGAAGGUCACCAUCACAGUUCACGAGAAAGGAUUUAUCACUUUGGACCCUAAGUUUCCCAAAACUGAAUAUGCAGACUUACAUGAAGUAAAGGAAUUUAAAAUGAACAUCAAAGCUUACCCUGAUCCUAAAGUGACUUGGUUUAAGGACAGUGUUGUACUGAAGGAAGACAACACAGAAAUGACCAGCACCAAGACAGAAAUCAGUGAAACCAGAUAUCAGAGUACCCUGACGCUCAUUCGUGCAAAAGAGGAGGACAGCGGCAACUACACCAUUUUAGUCCAGAAUGGAAACGAGAGUGUUAGUUACUCAUUUUCCUUGCAAGUGAAAGUUCCAGCAGCCAUAGUGGAUCUGAUGGAUGUUCACCAUGGUUCCAACAGUGGACAGUCAGUGGUGUGCAUAGCUGAUGGGUCACCUACGCCUCAAGUUGAAUGGUUCAUUUGCAAGAACAUCAAACAAUGUGCUAAUGAUUCAUCACAGUGGACUCCACUGCCCGUAAAUUCAAGCGAUAUCACUGUUGAGACCCAUCUAGAUGAAGAGAACAAGAUUGAAAGCGAAGUGAUAUUUGCCAGGCUAGAGGAUACUUUGGCAGUGAAGUGUCUAGCUAAGAAUGAGCUUGCUGCAGUGGCCCGAGAAGUGAAACUCGUGUCGCAUGCAGCUUUACGCUCUGAGUUAACAGUGGCUGCUGCAGUGCUGGUCCUGCUGGUCAUUGUCAUCAUCUCACUGAUAGUGCUCGUCAUUAUCUGGAAACAGAAACCCAGAUAUGAGAUUAGAUGGAGGGUGAUUGAGUCCAUCAGCCCCGACGGCCAUGAAUACAUCUACGUGGAUCCCAUGCAGCUGCCCUACGACUCUAGAUGGGAGUUUCCUCGUGAUGGACUUGUGCUCGGCCGAAUCCUUGGGUCUGGUGCUUUUGGCAAAGUGGUAGAAGGAACCGUAUAUGGGUUGAGCCGUUCACAGCCAGUGAUGAAAGUUGCUGUAAAAAUGCUGAAGCCCACAGCAAGAUCCAGUGAGAAGCAAGCCCUCAUGUCUGAACUAAAGAUAAUGACUCACCUGGGGCCCCAUCUAAACAUUGUCAACUUGCUGGGAGCAUGCACUAAAUCAGGUCCUAUUUACAUAAUUACUGAAUACUGCUUUUAUGGAGACCUGGUUAACUAUCUGCAUAAGAACCGUGAAAACUUCUUAAAUCGACACCCAGAGAAAGUGAAGAAGGAUCUCGAUAUAUUUGGCAUCAACCCUGCAGAUGAAAGCACUAGGAGCUAUGUGAUCUUGUCUUUUGAAAACAAAGGAGACUACAUGGACAUGAAGCAAGCUGAUACAACACAGUACGUGCCAAUGCUGGAGAUGAAGGAUGAUUCAAAGUAUUCUGACUUCCAAAGAUCAAAUUAUGAUCACCCACCUUCACAUAAGCAGAAAUCACUAACUGAUACUGAAGUAAACAAUUUGCUGUCAGAUGACAGCAGUGAAGGUCUCACUGUAAUGGACCUGUUGAGCUUUACAUACCAGGUGGCGAGAGGCAUGGAGUUCUUGGCUUCCAAAAACUGUGUUCAUCGUGAUUUGGCUGCAAGAAAUGUCCUGCUGUCUCAAGGAAAGAUUGUGAAAAUCUGUGAUUUUGGGUUAGCUAGAGACAUCAUGCAUGACAAUAACUACGUUUCUAAAGGCAGUACUUUCCUCCCGGUGAAGUGGAUGGCACCUGAAAGCAUUUUCGACAAUAUGUACACAACGCUGAGCGAUGUCUGGUCUUAUGGCAUCUUGCUGUGGGAAAUCUUUUCACUAGGUGGAACCCCAUAUCCUGGAAUGGUGGUGGACUCCAGCUUUUACAACAAAAUCAAGAGCGGCUACAGAAUGGCAAGACCUGAACAUGCAAACAACGAAGUGUAUGAGAUGAUGAUGAGGUGCUGGAGCAGCGAACCAGAAAAGAGACCCUCCUUCUGCAGCCUGAGUGACACUGUGGCGUCUUUGUUACCUGUGGAAUACAAGAAGAGCUAUGAAAAGGUGAACCGUGACUUCCUGAAGAGCGACCACCCUGCUGUUACCCGAAUGAAAGCGGAAACUGAAGACGCUUACAUCGGUGUCACGUACAAAAAUGAAGAUAAGCUUAAGGACAGGGAGAGUGGGUUCGACGAGCAGAGACUUAGCUCUGACAGCGGCUACAUCAUCCCGCUGCCAGACCUGGACCCUAUCUCAGACGAUGAGUACAGCAAGAGGAACCGGCACAGCUCCCAGACGUCUGAAGAAAGUGCCAUUGAGACAGGUUCCAGCAGUUCCACAUUCAUCAAGCGGGAGGAUGAAACGAUUGAGGACAUUGAGAUGAUGGAAGAUAUGGGGAUGGAUUCAUCUGACCUGGCUGAGGACAGUUUCUUGUAAUCUCAGAUUAAUUCCAUAUCUGAAAAGGAUUUGCCAAAUAACAAUUCAGAGGACUUAUUUUUUUUGACCAAAAACACAAGUAACUAUAAUAAUAGUCAUAAUGAUAACCACUUCGCUGCAUUGAUGAGAAUGCAAAAGAGAGGUGGUACAGUAUUUUGAAAAGCAGAGUUCAAGCAGAAAAGAAAGGGAAUCCCAACAAGACAAUAUGAAUUUAUGAAACAUAUCAAGCUCACGCAUGUAUUGUGGGCUUCUUUCUCUGGUACUCUAGUAUGUUGCUUUCUACAGGGAAUGCUUCAAAGAUGAAGGGGAACACUGCCAAAAAAGACUUUCCAUGUUUUAUGGGCAUUUGUUUAGAUAGAAACACAUCAAGAAACAUCAACGGGAUAUAUUAUCACUUGUGUUCAACAAAAAAUGUAUAUCAUGUCUUUUGUCUUUAAAACCACUAAGGUUGUGCUGGACAAUGAGGUGGUCCUUGGAGUGAUGCAAAAAGGUACAAAGUCUGCUUUAAAACAGCCAACCCACUAACAAUGUAUGGAUAGAAUUUAGGAAGCAGACUGAAUCUUAUCUAGAGAGUUUUCUCAUGUCACAGAGCUUGUGGUAGCUUUUCUGUUUUUGUAGAUUUUAGAGGUAUAUUGCAAAUUUUCAUUAGUACAAUAGUCAUCAGUUUCAUGAAUAGCAGUACCUGGUAAAGCACAACAGUGAAUUUAUUAAGUGUUUUGUUUGUGGUAUAAUGUCGUCAGCAGCUAAAGGUGUGGAGAGGUCAUUUAAAAAAGAAAUGACUACCAUAUUAAGUAUAUAUUUUUUAUGGUGAAUAUCUAGUGAUUGGGCAAAAGCUACAAUUGUAGAACUACAAGUUAUGAAAUCAUAAAUACCCAAUUAAAACUUUAAGCAAUAACACAUAAAGGAGACCACUGACUUUCUACCACCUUGCAGUCCAAUAAGACGACCUAAAACUUUGUUUAUUCUGCAUCUCGAAAGAUGUACGACUCAUAUUUAUGUCAACAAAAUAGCUCUUAUUAAGUAGCUCUGAAGUCCAAAAAUAAGUUGUAAAGGGACCAAUCAGAGUAUCUGAUUACCUAGAAAAAAAGAAAUGUUUUGGUGUAUGGUAGUCUGAGUUUCACAAGCUAUGUUAGGUAUAAAACAAUAUACCCAAAUAAAUGGUCAUGUGAAACUGCUGUUUUGUACAAAGAUCAUUUUUUUUUAUGUAAAUAUUUUUAUGGACAUGGCUAAACAAUUUAUACGAGAAUGCUACAUUUUGCAAAGUUUCUGUAUACCAAGUUUAUGUUCUGUAUGAAGGAAUAUGGGUUUAAAUGGGUUCCCUUCCCAGAUGUCCCUUCUCAAGAAUUAUGUAUGAAAUCAAAGAGGCCAAGUGUCCUCUUAACAUUAGAAUGAGGCCUAUGAGUCUAAAAUGUGGAAUAAACCUGUAUAGAUAAAUAUUUUACCUAAUGAAGGACAUUAGAUGAAUAUAUCAUGAUGUUAUACAUCAAUUUGUACAUAUGUAUUUCUUAUAUAGUCUUUUAAAAUACUGCCUAAACAUUAUGUCUAGCUGUAUCACUGCCUUUGUUUAUAAUGUGUUUGACUGUGAUGUACUCCACAGGCACGUUAAACUGUUGCACUUUUUUUUUGUCUUUUUUUCCCUGAAACUUUUAUUUAACAUCACAAAACAGUUUCCGAAAUACCAAUGUUUUGAAUGGUGAGAUGGAGUGGAAAGGAAAAGUGUUGUGAAACAUCUGUUAUAAAGGUACAAUUACAUGUAACCCCAUACCCCUUUUUUAGUUUUUUUUUCAAAAAUAUACAAUAUGUAAAUUCAGAUGUUCUAUAUUUCAAUAAAUGAUAUAAAAAGUGA